Cydia strobilella is the source of this 4079-nucleotide messenger RNA. It is a transcript of the gene slif, whose product is annotated as cationic amino acid transporter 3. Gene Ontology annotation, cellular component: plasma membrane. Gene Ontology annotation, molecular function: L-ornithine transmembrane transporter activity; L-arginine transmembrane transporter activity; L-lysine transmembrane transporter activity. NCBI's taxonomy places the organism in Eukaryota, Metazoa, Arthropoda, Insecta, Lepidoptera, Tortricidae. The coding region runs from base 142 to 1956 and encodes 604 amino acids. The transcript has 12 exons. The record is from RefSeq and is a predicted model, not a curated record. Gene Ontology annotation, biological process: L-arginine import across plasma membrane; L-ornithine transmembrane transport.
UAGGAUCAACCGAUGAGAUUGUGGGAACAAACAGCUCAUGACGAGACACAUUUCAUUUGUUCUUGUCACUGUUUGGUGAAUUGUCACUGUGAUUUGUACAUUCCGUAUUUAUGUAUUGAAAAUUUUGCUAAUUGAUAAUUAAUGUGUGCAGACGAUUGUUUAAGUAAAAAUUCUUAUUUAAGCAUGGGUUGCGCGCGCAUCCUCCACGUCCUCCGCCGGUGCAAGCGUCUCGAAGAUGGUGACAACUCGACGCAACUCGCCCGGUGUUUAGGCCUUCUAGAUCUAACUGCCCUGGGUGUAGGCAGUACAUUAGGUCUUGGUGUUUAUGUGCUAGCUGGGGCAGUAGCGAAGACGGUAGCUGGACCCGCUGUGACGUUAAGCUUUCUGGUCGCUGCAAUAGCUUCAGCUUUUGCAGGUCUAUGCUAUGCCGAGUUCGCGUCCCGAGUCCCCAAAGCGGGCUCCGCAUACGUGUAUAGCUACGUUAGCGUCGGCGAGUUCAUUGGCUUUACUAUAGGAUGGAACCUCAUCUUGGAGUACGUGAUAGGAACAGCCAGUGUGGCUAAGGGCAUGGCGAACUAUAUCGACAGCCUGACGAACAAUAGUAUGGCACGAGCGAUGACGGAAUGGGCGCCCAUGCACGUCGGGUUCAUGGGGGGGUAUCCGGACUUCUUCGCGUUUGCGCUGGUUCUUCUGAUUACUUUGCUGUUGGCAGUAGGAGUGAGAGAGUCUACGAAACUUAACAACGUGUUUACGGCUCUCAACAUGAUAACUGUCAUCAUUGUGGUCAUCGCUGGAGCCGUCAAGAGUGACAUAGCCAACUGGCGCAUCAAACUGGAAGACAUCCCCGAAGAAUACCGCGACAAGGCCGGCGCGGGCGGGUUCAUGCCCUGGGGCAUUGCCGGCGUCAUGGCCGGCGCUGCUAAGUGCUUCUUCGGUUUCGUCGGCUUCGACUGCGUGGCUACGACUGGUGAAGAAGCGAAAAAUCCGAAGAGGGAUAUACCGCUGUCGAUUGUCAUGUCGCUGGUGGUGAUCUUCGUGUCAUACUUCAGCAUCGCGACGGUCUUGACUAUGAUGUGGCCGUAUUACUUACAGGAUGCCGACGCACCCUUCCCCCACGUGUUUACCGAGGCCGGCCUCCCCGUCAUCAAAUGGAUCGUGACCAUCGGCGCCAUCUUCGCUCUCUGCACCAGCCUGCUCGGUGCCAUGUUUCCUCUACCAAGAGUCCUGUAUGCCAUGGGCAGCGAUGGGGUGCUGUUUAGGCCUUUGGCGACCAUCCAUGGAUGGACCAAAACACCUUUGUUGGCGACAUUCCUUAGCGGAUUACUAUCAGCGAUAAUGGCAGCCUUGUUUAACCUCAACCAGCUGAUCGACAUGAUGUCUAUCGGCACCCUGCUGGCUUACACCAUCGUUGCUACCAGUGUCCUCAUUCUAAGAUAUGAACAGGAGCCAGACCUCUCCAUCACCAGCAUGAAACCAGUGCCAGAGACGCCGUACUCCGUGGCCAAGCAGAGCUUCAACCUUCUCGGCCUCAAGAGGCCUACAAACUUGUCGGCCUCCAUCGCCAAGUCUUCCAUUAUUAUACUAUUCAUCCUAGCUCUGAUGACCUGCAGUCUUCUAACUUACGAGCACGGGAGCGCGCUGGACGCGGCGCUCGGAGCCUUAGGAGCUGCCCUUCUAGUGCUGCUAAUAAUUCUGUACCGACAACCGAGGCAGAGUACGGCGCAUCUUAGCUUCAAAGUGCCCCUCGUGCCGCUGGUUCCGUACCUAAGCGUAUGUAUGAACGUGUAUCUCAUGGUGCAGUUGGACUACCAAACCUGGGUGCGGUUCAUCGUGUGGCUGGUUAUAGGAUACGCAAUAUAUUUCUUCUACGGCGUAAGAAACAGUUCUCUGAACGAGACUAGUGUACCCACGAGCAACGGAAAAACCGAGGGCAAACAGGUUACCACCAAGUUCUGAUCGAGGGACUACUUAGGACUUUAUACUUUUGGGACCUAUUCACGUGGACUUUUUAGGAUAUGAUUGUAGGAAGAUGGUUUUCUGUCCUGUUUCUACAAGUUUGUAAAGAAAUGCAUACUUUUAGGUAUGUAAGUAAUUUAAAUAUGUAAUUGGGUGAUUAAAAAUAAGUUUCAGGAUAAUAAGGCACUUUAUACAGUAAUAUUUUGAAGUAAAUAAAUCGUGUUAGUUGAGAUUAUUUCAUUAAUAUCGUAUCUAAUAAAUAAAACUCCUCACGAUUACUUCGUAGCAUCUUACUUUCUAAGAAUUUCAGUGUCGCAACAUUGGUGCCGUUACCAUUUACCAUAUUUAUGUGCAUUAUUAUUAUUAGCAGUGUUUGACAAGGUAUGAUUAAGUAUUUAGGAAUUUAGAAUAGACAUUGUUUUAACCCAUAAAUGCAUGAUUUAAAAAAUUACUACUACUACUUGGCGUUUGGUUUAAAAGUGCGUUCAGAAACUUAAGCUUUUUUCUGUUGAAUCUGUGAGCUGUCCAAUGCUUUGUAUACAUUUGGCAACAAUGUGCAUUUAAGAGUUAAAUUGAAACUGAAAAUAUGAAUGAAUAAACAAAACUUCCGUGAGACACAGACAUAUUAAAUAUAUUAAUAACGGGUCACUCACGUAUUUCCGGUUUGUCAACGUCAACGCAAGCUCCUGAUGGCAUUUCUCGGUACGGAGUGAAAUAUGUCGAGCGUUUUUCGACUUAAAAUACGUGAGUGACCCGUUAUUAAUAUAUUUAAUAUGAAUGAAUAAACUUAAUAACUAGAUAAUAUAUUAGUUUUAGUUGCCAGGUAUGUAGAUACCGUAUCAGUUAACUGUCCAAAAGGGAAUAAAAACGCAAGUAAAUAUGCCUAUGUUAUAUUAAGAUUUUGGUAAUAUUGUCGGAUAAAAUCGUAGAAUAAUAGCAUACAAUCAAUUAACAUGUUCAUAUUAUAUGGAUCGCUUUUUGACUACAGGGAUGUUUAUGUUUAUAUAAACUCACGCGAAAUAUGUAUACUGACUAGUGAUCCCUGUAUCCAUAGCGUUAAAGUUCAUUUUAUUUAAAACAAUCUUGCCAUUCAAUGUACUGGAUUUCUCAUUUACAUCAACGCCAGCAUUUUUUUUUUUCGUAACUGCGUAAAAACUGGUAAAUAUUGUAUAGAAAUUUUGUCAGAUUUUUUCUUCUAUAAUUAGUCUGUAUUUACAAGUGCUUUUGUAUUUAUGCAACAAGUGCGGAAAGUGUAUAAUUUCCGACGAUAGAAAUUUUGUUCACGAGCGAGCAAAGCGAGCGAGCGUAUAAAGGAAUACGAGUCGGAAAUCAUCUUUACGCACGUGUAUCAUACAAUGUUUACUAUGCAUUGUGCGAGUAAAUAAAAAAACAUAUCAUGGCAAAUAAGUUUAAUUAUUAAAAAAUUGAAAACAAAAAGCACUAGUGCGGAAAAGUAGUACUUUCCGCAUGAUAUGGCUCCGUAGAAAACGCACUUUUCGAGCACAUGCAUUGUAAAAGAUAAAUUAAUAUCAUACAGUAAAUUGAAUUCAUACUUUAAAAAAAACAUACCUACAUACUUAAAUAAAGUUUCAUACAAAUAGAAUACGUCACUAUUUAUUAAUUUAGUUGUAGUAUUUUUUUAUUAAUUUAUAUUUGACGUUAUUUUAUAAGAAUAGUUACUCCUAGACUUAUAUUUACCGGGAUAUGGACCGUGACCUUUUGUAUUGUUUUCGAGCUCCCAUUAUUUCGACGCAGUUACAAUUCAUUUUCUUCACGGGUAACUAAAGAUGGCGGAUGGUCUAUAUCGCGGUCAAUAUAAGUCUAGUGAAACUAACCGUGAAUUAUUCAAAACUGUUAGUUACUCCUAGUUUCGGAGAUCAACUAUUAUGUGACAAUAAUAGUCAUUAAAUGACUUUAUACUUAUUAAAAAUACUUAUAAUAUUAAAACAGUGUAAUGUAUAUAUGUAUAAUUUUAUACAAAUGUGUUGUGAUCGUAAGUGUGUUUGUGAUAGUAAUGGUAAGAAUCAUGUGAUCAUUAAAUUAUGAUGUUAUUACUAACUAGAAUAAUUUAACAAACUGUGAUUUGAUAAAGUCGAAAAUUAAUAAAUAUAAUUUGAAUUGAA